Daphnia pulicaria is the source of this 3328-nucleotide messenger RNA. Its product is annotated as glycogen synthase kinase-3 beta-like. Gene Ontology annotation, biological process: negative regulation of canonical Wnt signaling pathway; protein phosphorylation; signal transduction. The record is from RefSeq and is a predicted model, not a curated record. The coding region runs from base 547 to 1866 and encodes 439 amino acids. NCBI's taxonomy places the organism in Eukaryota, Metazoa, Arthropoda, Branchiopoda, Diplostraca, Daphniidae. Gene Ontology annotation, cellular component: cytoplasm; cytosol; axon. Gene Ontology annotation, molecular function: protein serine/threonine kinase activity; ATP binding. The transcript is spliced from 7 exons.
GUAAGUUCCGCCAUAUUGCAAAAGUUGGAAAAUCUUAAAUGGCGUCGUUCUCCGAUGUCCUCAGCCCGAGCUAGUUUUACUAGCGAUUGCCAACCAUUUUUUCCCGCUGCCCGCAAAAAAACUGUUGUGAACUUCAUACAGCGGACUGCGUAGAGUGACUUCUAAUCUCCUUCUAUUGGUUAGGCAGUUGUUGAAAAUUUUGAUUCUUUUUUCUCGUUCACCUCCCUAUCGAAAGAACAUACAGGCCCAAAUGGCGUUAGCCAUCAGAAUCACUGACGGGAUUACAGUGUGAAAAACUAGUCACAAGAACGUUUUUCCACUUACACCCGUCCUUUUUCUACCCUCCCAUCAACAAGAGUCUACACUCAUCUCUUAUAUAUUGAAACAAUAUACAAAAUUCUUAAAAGAGAUUUCUGAAUCUUGAGGUUGUGUCGAGUGUCAAGUGUCUUCGACUGUGUCAGGUGUGUCUUCUGUGUGCACUGUGUGCAGACUGUAGUUUACAGCUAUGUUCUUGGCGUGAGUCAAAUUAUCAUUACAAUUUUAAAAAUGAGCGGACGGCCGCGCACCACCUCAUUUGCUGACAAGACAUCUUUAAAUCCUUCAUUUGGUAAAGAUGGGAGCAAGGUCACCACAGUGGUGGCAACCCCUGGACAGGGACCUGAUAGAGCUCAAGAAGUGGCUUACACAGAUGCUAAAGUAAUAGGAAAUGGCAGUUUUGGUGUUGUCUACCAAGCCAAACUAUGUGAGACCGGUGAACUUGUGGCCAUCAAAAAAGUUCUUCAAGAUAAGCGGUUCAAAAAUCGCGAGCUGCAGAUUAUGCGGCGCCUGGAACACUGCAACAUCGUCAAGUUGAAAUACUUUUUCUAUUCCAGCGGAGAAAAGAAAGAUGAGGUGUUUCUCAAUUUGGUUUUGGAGUUUAUACCCGAGACCGUUUACAAAGUAGCACGUCACUAUAGCAAAUCCAAACAGACUAUUCCUAUAAGUUUUAUCAAACUAUACAUGUAUCAACUCUUUCGGAGUCUGGCUUACAUUCAUUCGUUGGGAAUCUGUCACCGGGACAUCAAGCCACAGAAUCUGUUGCUCGAUCCCGAGUCUGGUGUACUGAAGCUCUGCGAUUUCGGAAGUGCUAAGCAUUUGGUCCAGGGUGAGCCCAAUGUCUCUUACAUUUGCUCACGUUAUUAUCGGGCACCCGAACUCAUUUUCGGAGCCACCGACUACACCACGAAUAUAGAUGUUUGGAGCGCUGGGUGCGUUUUGGCUGAGUUGCUUUUGGGCCAGCCAAUCUUCCCGGGCGACUCUGGGGUCGACCAGUUGGUGGAGAUUAUCAAAGUCUUGGGCACACCCACCCGAGAACAGAUCCGUGAAAUGAAUCCAAACUACACCGAGUUCAAGUUUCCUCAGAUCAAAGCACACCCAUGGCAGAAGGUCUUCCGUGCUCGGACGCCAUUGGAAGCGAUCGAUUUAGUCUCGCGUCUCUUGGAAUACACCCCCUCGGCGCGCAUCUCGCCUUUAGAGGCGUGCGCUCACACCUUUUUCGAAGAACUUAGGGAUCCUCAUACGAGGUUACCCAACGGGCGAGAAUUGCCCGUCCUCUUCAACUUUACUGAACAUGAACUGAAGAUUCAACCGGCCCUGAACGCAGUGCUAAUUCCGCCCCACAUGCGAGGCGCUAGCGGCCUGAUGGGCGUCAUGAACGCCACAUCUCCCUCUCAAGAUUCUUCAGCCACUGGGUCUCCUAAUUCGGCUGGUGGAGCGGAAGGAUCUUCUGCAGCAGGAGCUUCGGGGGCCGCAGGGGGUCACAUUCAUUCACCUCCUGAUGUCUGCUCUUCGACCGGUGAGACUCUUGGAGCCGUCGGAACUGCAUAGAAGAAUCGAAUCCACGAAAAAAGAAGAAGAAGAAAAAAACUAAAAGAAAAGAAUUUAACCACCACCCAAUCGUCUCCUCCUAUAUGCAUGGCAGAAACAGGAGCUGAACCAAGGAAGAAAGGGGAUAACUUUUUUUUUCUUUUUUUGAAUUAAAUGGAAGUUUUUAAAAGCUAGAAGUCUUAAUUAUCGAUUGCAACCGCUGCCAUGGAAACAUUCAUUAAGCGUUAAACGAAAAAAACGAAACAAGAGGAAAAAAGGGUGGGUGACGGGAAGAAAAAGAAAAACUCUCCCCCAUUAAGGAAUGAAGGACUAGACUCUUUUUUGAAACCUCCCAACAGCAACAGCUAAAGAAUUGUAAUUUGUAACAAGAAGCAAAACUUAGAUUUUCAGGACAUAGUCUCUUGUGAGCGCGGGAAAUAUAUUCCUUUUCGGAUUCAUCGCCGGAGCUACGUCCCAGAUAACACGGUCCGGUUACCUUGGUUUAGGUUCUGGAUCGCGGACGUCCCUCCCAUGGUUUAUUUCCCACAUCAUUUGUUUGUUUUUUUUUUUUCCUUCUCGACUCCCCUUAUACCAAAUCGACGGAUUAGCAGAGGAUGUGUAGUUUAUUGCGAGUCCCUCUGCAAGCAAAAAUGGAAGCAAAAAAAAACAAAAAAAAGACAAAAAAGAAAAUUUCACGUGUUGUAGAUCGUGUCGUCCUUACCCCCCCCCCCUCUCUCUCCCUUCCCAACGACACUCCAUCCUCUUUCCCUCCGUUUGUUGUACUGUACAGGAAGAAAACAAAAUCACCUGCUCGAAAGCCACCAGGUGGACUGAUGCGCGGACAAUUUCUCCGCUUCACCUCGUCCUUCCUCAAGAAAAUCUCUCAUCACCCCCAUUUUAGGAGGAGGGCGGUUUCAUAACAACCCUCUCACAACACACACACAACAAGCUGCUGUUGCCAAUUAAUUUGACAAAAUAUCCCUUUUCGUUCACACUAGCCCCGAUUUUUCCUCUUUAUUCAUUUCGUCGACAGCGUGCUCAUACCGUGUGUGCACUACGAUGCUGCUCCUUUACAUCCCUCCUAUCAUGGCUCUUAAAAAAAAACGUAUAUUUCUUCUUUCGAAACGUUCAAAACUCGGAACUUUAUAGACACCUUUUUUUUCUCUCUCUCUCUAUCCCGCUGCUGCCCUCCCUCUCUCUCCUCGUCUGGCGUAACUGAGUGAAGCUGUGCUAUAUGUCUCACGUGUAUGUCCCUAUCCCUGAUUCUCGUUUAUUCUCUUUCAUUCUGGCUAUCUCUCUUUUCCCUUUCUUUCUCUUUCUCUCUCUGAUAGGUUUCGUUUCUUAUUCAUUCACAUCCCUCCCCCACAGCGUCAUGCCGAGUUAAUUUUUUUUUUUUAUGAUUUUAAAAUGCAAUUUCAGUUCUGAGUAGGUCAAUAUUAUUACAUACAAAAGAAAAACAAAAAAUAAAACAAUUGUUUCAGUA